AUGGCGGUUUUAGUAAAGAACUACGAAGCGUCGCUAGUCGACAUGGCCGUCCAGGAUUUCAUCAAACUGGGCAUAGACGGAGUGUACACGACAAUGAAAACGGUGGUAUCGUUUGAAUACAUUUUCAACUUCACCUCACACAUGAGAAACUUACAUAAGUACUCCACCAACUUUCUGGAGUUACAAAUAAAUGACCAUAACAAAGAGUGCGUCACGAACAUUCUGCAAAAUUUGACGAUGGAAAAUAUUCGCAAAAGCAGCAGCGCAAGCAUCAAAGCAGGAUUCGAAUUUUUAAAUGCCUUAAAUGAUGACAUAAAAAAAAAGCACUUCAGUGAAAAUGUAAAUUAUAUGGUUAUGGUUACCAUUACGUGGGAUAUACACGGAAAUAGCGGCGUAUCUCCAAAUGAGCCGUUUUCCAUUUUAUGCUACAUAAAAUGCCUACCAAAACAUGGUAGCCAUGUGCAGAUAGACAUCAUGUGUGGGGAGAGGAAGACGCCAAAUAUUAAAUACUCAAAUGUGUUUGAUGUGCGAAAUAAAAUGCUAAAAUUGAAAAGCGAAGAUAGCCACGAAGUCGUUUUAUAUAACGAGAAGGAAGAAAUUACCGAGGGAUUGACUUGUAAUUUUUUCUGCUUUUUUAAUGAUACUUUGUACACAGCAAAUGAUGAACUUGUUCUCAAGGGCACCAUGCGAGAGCAAAUAAUACACAUAUGCGAAGAGGAGGGCGUGAAAUUAAAAAAGGAAGCUAUCAGCAUACGUGACGUUGGACGCUUCGAAUUCUGCUUCAUUUGCUCCACAACUAGAAACAUUAUACCCGUUAAAAAAAUUAUUCUUUGUUCGGAAAAUAAAGCGGAGUUUGAAAAGGACGUCCAUCACCCCGUUUUGGUGAAGCUACAGCAGAAGCUGCGCGAAGCAGUUGAAAAGAAGAAGGAAAAGUAUGAGGCGUACGUUAGUGCAGCACUCGGUGUGUGAGCUAUGUACAAGCGGGUAGAUGCGCCGCGCGCAUGCCUGUUCUGUGCACAUUUUUACGAACGCAGGAAUUGUGUCAUUUGUGGAGGCACUUUAUUUUUUCGUGCAAAUACUCGCCGUUUUUUUGUGCAUCUAUUGGCCGCUUCUUCCUGCAAUAUUUGCCGCUUUCCCGUGCAUAUAUUCGCCGCUUUCCCGUGUAUAUAUUUGCCGCAUUCCCCCCCUUUGUGGCCACGUUCGAAGCAUGGCUUCACAUUUAUGAGUUAAACAUUUAGUACACAUUUUAUCCCCCUGUUCGCGGCGCGCAGGUUCGCUUCUGAAUUUUUUUAUCAUUCUGAGAAGCGCCUGCGCUGAUUUGAUUUUGCCACACCAGU
Molecule: messenger RNA, 1337 nt
Organism: Plasmodium vivax (malaria parasite P. vivax)
Lineage: Eukaryota; Apicomplexa; Aconoidasida; Haemosporida; Plasmodiidae
Exons: 1
Coding region: 1-969 (322 amino acids)
Molecular function (GO): catalytic activity
Source: RefSeq, a predicted model, not a curated record